Messenger RNA from Drosophila obscura, 3286 nucleotides. RefSeq names its product chondroitin sulfate synthase 1 (gene Chsy). The transcript has 6 exons. Lineage: Eukaryota; Metazoa; Arthropoda; Insecta; Diptera; Drosophilidae. The record is from RefSeq and is a predicted model, not a curated record. Gene Ontology annotation, molecular function: glucuronosyl-N-acetylgalactosaminyl-proteoglycan 4-beta-N-acetylgalactosaminyltransferase activity. Gene Ontology annotation, cellular component: Golgi cisterna membrane. Bases 190 to 2661 code for a protein of 823 amino acids.
CCUUAAACCGAAUAUCAUAAUCGAGGAAUAUGAUUAUUGAUCAUGGACCGAGACCGAUUAAAGCAUGGGCUAUUAUGAAACUUUAACAUUUAAAGCGCAACUGAGGUGAAAGAUAUCCAGCACAAAAAAUUAGAAUCCCAUGUGCGUCGUUUGCUGAGGGCCGAGUACACCCAUAUAAGAGCCGCCACCAUGUUGCAGCACACGAUGACCAAGCGCAAAACGCUGAUCUUUGCUUGCUUUGGUAUUGCGCUGGGCCUCUGCAUCGGCACCGUGCUGAAAAACUACCGCGCGCUGGAAAUCGUGAAGCGGUGCAAUCUGCGUCCGACGAACCUCAAGACACCCAACGAGAUAAUUGGGCUGGAGGACGAGGACACUAUACAGAACUCGCAGCGGAAUCUCGUGUUCGUUGGUGUGAUGACGGCCAAGAGUUUUCUGGAAGGACGGGCGAGAGCCGUGUAUGAUACGUGGGGCAAGGAGGUGCCCGGUCGCAUUGCGUUCUUCAGUUCGGAGGGCAGCUACUCGGAGGAGCUGCCAGUGGUGGGGCUGAAGAACGUCGACGACCGCUAUCCGCCGCAGAAGAAGUCCUUCAUGAUGCUGUAUUACAUGUACGAGCACUAUAUCGACCGCUUCGAGUGGUUUAUUCGGGCCGACGACGAUGUGUACAUGGAGCCGGACAAGCUGGAGCGCUUCCUGCGCUCCAUCGACAGCUCCAAGCCGCAGUUCAUCGGCCAGGCGGGCAAAGGCAACAGCGAGGAGUUCGGCCUGCUCUCCUUGGAGUUUGACGAGAACUUCUGCAUGGGCGGGCCGGGCGUGAUUCUUAGCAGCGAGACCCUAAGGCGCGUGGCACCUCACAUACCUACCUGUCUCAAGAAUCUCUACAGCACGCACGAGGACGUGGAGGUGGGCCGUUGUGUCCAGAAGUUUGCCGGCAUACCCUGCACUUGGAACUACGAGAUGCAGUACAUCUUGCGGCACAACUCCAGCGGACGCAACGCAUACACGGGCAAGCUGAAGCGCAAGGAGAUACACAACGCCAUCACCCUGCAUCCCAUUAAACAGGCGCCGCUCAUGUAUCGCCUUCACUCGUACAUACAGGGCCUGAAGGCGGAGGAGAUGCGGCAAGAGUCUCUGCUGCUGCAUCGGGACAUCAAACGCAUGGCCAAGUAUCUGGAGGUGCCCGACGACAGCAUCUACAUGCUACCCAGCAUCUCGCCGGACAGUGAUUCGGGAAAGAGACACUUUCAGGAUCACAAUAUACUAGGAAUCAGCCCGGAACUGAACAAGUUUGUGCCUGGGAGCACGGACGAUCUGCUCGACUGGUCGUUCAUAGCACGCAGCCUUUACUCGGCCAGCUCGGCGAAUCCCAAGCAGAAAAUCGUCUCGUCGAUGCGCGAGGGACUCGAGGAUGUGAUCACCGAAGUGAUGGAGAACAUCAAUAACUAUUCAAGGCAGCGUGGACGGGUGAUUGAGUUCCGGGAGCUGUUGUAUGGCUACCAUCGACUGGAUGCCCUUCAUGGGCAGGACCUCAUACUGGAUUUGCUGCUCAUCUACAAGAAGUAUCGGGGCAAGAAGAUGACUGUUCCCGUCCGCAGACACCUUUACGUGCAGCGUGCCUUCACGGGCAUCUUUGUGAAGGAGUUCGAUGAGGAUUUCUACAAUGUCACCCUGCAGCAGAGUCUGCUGGGCAGCAUCCUACACAGUGGAAUGGCGCGCCUUAGCAGCCACUUUACGAUGGCCAGCGGCCUGCUGCCUCAAGCAGAGGACAAGAUUGUGUUCGUGCUACCGAUCUCCGGACGACUGGGUACUCUUGACCGUUUUCUGCGCACCUACGAGCGCAUAUGCAUCAAUGCGGAGCAGCACUGCGACCUCCUGGUGGUGAUAUUUGGAGCUCCAGAGGAGCUGGGCGAACACCUGCAGCUCUUGACCCAUCUGCGGGGCCGUCACGUCCACCAGCAGGUGAACUGGAUCCAGCGCAGUGGCCCCUUCUCCCGCGGUGUGGCCUUGGAUGUGGCCGCUCGCUCCUCCUACAUCCAGCCCGCGGAUAUCAUCCUGUUCAUCGAUGUGGAUAUGAUCUUCGAGGCAGCUACGCUGCAGCGGGUGCGGAUGCACACGCAGCGCGGUCGGCAGGUCUAUCUGCCCAUCGUGUUCAGUCAGUACGAUCCGCAGCGUCGCUCAGAUGGCACGGGAGACUUGCCGCCGCCCAUCGACGAUGAAAACGGAUACUUCAGGCAGUUCGGUUUCGGCAUCUGCGCCAUCUAUAAGUCGGACAUACUGGACGAGGACAUCAAUGGCUUCGACAAGGACAUCACCGGCUGGGGUCUCGAGGAUGUCAAGUUUCUCGAGAAGAUUGUGCGCGUGGGCACACGCCAGCAAGGCUUCCUUUCAAACACCGCAGAGCUGCCACUGAACUAUAACGAGGCCGCCGAGCAGUGGCGUCGCCUCAGCGUAUUCCGUGCCCCGGACCCCACCCUCGUCCACGUCUACCACGACAUCAGCUGCGACAUACAACUGGAGGCCGCCCAGUACAACAUGUGUCUGGGCACCAAGGCCAACUCUUUGGGCAACACCCGGCUGAUGGAGCAGCUAUUCUACAACAGCCGCGAUGACUUCCGCUUCAUCGCAGACUUCAACAGGCAGAAGCAGCAGCAGCAGGCCAGAUGAUUGACCCCUAUCCAUAUACCCCCUGUUGGCAUAUAUAGUAUUAUAUAGUACUAGGGGGCAAGCCCCCUUUUAUGAAAAUCGGUCCAGCCAUUUGGGAGGAGUUCAGCCACAAACACCGUGACACGAAAUUUUUAUAUAUAUAGAUUUUUGUCCUAGUGUGUCUGUGUGUGAGGGGCGCACAUACUGCCAGUCCUUAAUCUCCAAUGCCAAGACUAAGCGAAAAGCAGCAGCUAGAUUUGUAGAUAGAAGAAUAGUCCAGAGUGGCAUUUGGAGUCCUAAAGUAUGUCCUGCUCAUGAUUCCAGGCCGUUGAUUUUAAUUUAAUUUUAGAAGCAACGAAUAUCGGAUUAAUACCGGCGAUUUGCUCCAAUGAUAAUAAAAUAUUUAAAAUCUAGAACUAUAAGAAAAAUAUUACGUAAUUGAAGAACACACUAAAAAUUAUUUGAAAACGUAUAUCCCAUAACAAAAGAGGAAGAAUAGUUGUCAGUCUUAUUCUUAAGUGAUUGUUCAACAAUAAACGCUAAAACAGAAACCGAUGCCUCAACCACUGAAGAGUGGUAGGGGAGAAGUGCGGGUUUGAAUGGGUGAGGGCUACAGCCAAUAAUAAAUAUCAGAACAAAACGGCAA